Messenger RNA from Cooperia oncophora, 675 nucleotides. The record is from the annotation of a GenBank genome assembly. NCBI's taxonomy places the organism in Eukaryota, Metazoa, Nematoda, Chromadorea, Rhabditida, Trichostrongylidae.
UCUUUACCGAUCAACUCUCCUUGGCAUCCCGAGAAAAUUGGCUUUUUUAUAGGAUUCGCCUCCUCCUUCCAUCUAAUUCUCUUAUCUGUGGUGAGCAUAGGCAGUUUUCAGGGCGCAGCAUGGGUACCAGCCACCAAACUCACUGGCAAAUGGUAUAAUGAUCGCUCAUACGCAAAGAUGUUCUCCAUACUUGGAUGUGGCAGCACAGUAGCUGGAUUAUUGAUGCCAUUUGUAGAGUAUUCUUACUGGCGUAUGCUUCUAAAGUAUUUUGGCCUCUUCACCUUAGCAUUUUGCGCUUAUUUUUACUACACGCUUGCGCGAAGACGAUAUCAUGCCACAACAAGUGAAGAGCAAGGACUCCUCACCGUCCUUGUUAUCGCUCACUUAUUCACCUGUGAUUUGGAGUGUAGCUGCAGUGUACCUAUUUUCCAUGGAGUGCUUUCCAAUGUUUUGAAGGUUCGAACUGUGUGCGAGACAUGGAUUCCUCUCUACAUGGCUGAAAAUGGCCUCAGCCUUGCAACUUUUCAAGUGACCUACGAAAUAGGAGGGAUACUUGGUAAUCUUCUUUCGGGUUGGCUGCUUGGAUCAGCUGUGUCUACGCAUGAGUUCCGAUUCAGCACGGCGUCUUGUAGGCGUCUCGAGCAGCGCUCUGCUGCUUCUGGUGGCGGCCUUUAG